UUCCUAGCACCAUUGCUAACCGUGGACAACAGCGAAAUGAAGUCAGUAAACAGAGUGGACGGAAACGUGUUCUGCAUCAUAAUAAUAAUAUUAUGUCACGUGUAAGAUGCCUCGUUCAAUUCGACCAACAAUGUUGUUCCGGAACGCUACAGCCAUGUGCCUCUCCUUGCCCCGAAUGUGGCUGCCACGACGGAGCGAUAUUGCAGUCAUAACCCUGGUCGGCUCGAUGAUCCGAAGGCGAUCAGAGUACGAGAAGAAAAUGAAUGGCUUACCCUUUCAAACUCUCCGCAUCCUAGCCAGGUAUUUAGCCGACUCUCACAGCACUGAUAAGAAGAAACGUUGUGCAGACUUUCCCAAAGUAACAUGGUGCAAUGGAUAGCUUCCGUCGCUGCUACAAUCACCCUCCUGGUCGUUGUCUUCGGCGCAGCGCUUGUGGCGUACGUGUGCAGGCGGAGACGUCGUGAAGACGCAGUCGGCGCACUGCGCGCUCGCCAGCUGGCGAAGAGCAGCAUUGUGGUGCUACCGUCCAUUGCAAAACUCAGCUCGGUGACUGCGCCGUUCGAUGCAGUGCCAACAGCAGACGGUCUCAACGCGAAGUUCCCCAGUCGUUCUGAGGCUCAGAAAGGAGGUCGUCUUCUUAUCGCAUCGGCGCAUUCACAGCCCGGGACUGUGGCUGAGCAGUUGCCAGUGGUGGCUCGAGGGCGUAAAGUCUCCCAGCACCGCGAUGUGUACAACAGGUCCACGCCGGAACUGCUGACGGAAAUCGAGCGCUGUUUAGAUGCGGUGGCUGAGCAGCGCGAAGAGGACGCCUCGUAUCGCCAGAAGUCGCAGCACAUUACCAAAGAGGCCAGACUGCAGCGUCUGAGCAGGAGGCUGUCUGGCGCUAGCGAACUUGAACCGCUCAGCGAAGAUGUAGACUUGGAGACCGACGACGCUCAGCUGGAUUCGGCAGGAGAUGUCGAUGACCCGAAUCUGAAGGCUGGAACCGCGGCAAAGCCAUCGGAGCACCAAUCCACUGCAUCACCCCACGGAUUUCUCUGCUACAGUGUGUGCCUAGCAGAAGGCAAGGCAAAGAAGCAGAUCUCCUCCAAGGGCAGACAUGGUGGUGGCAGCACGGAAUUACACGUGGCGGUUGUGUCCGCAGUGGCUCUCCGUGGUGUCGGCAAGGCUGCUCAGGUGUUUGUUCAGGUGGAGCUGGUAUCAGCCGAUACCAAGCUCCGCUCGCCGGCGCAGUUCGUCCAGAAGAAGUCCGCCGUUCGGCACACGAAAGCGGUGAUGCGCGGCGGCCAGGCGGUUGGCAGUGGUGGCGUCACCGGCCUGUGCACCGCCAGCGAGGAAGAAUUGCGCUCACUGGUGCUCGAGCAAUGGAGAAAGGAUGCAGAGGGCCAAGAUGUCUCAGAUUCGUCCCAGUCGAUACUCUCCUAUCAGUGGCCCUAUCAUGAAGACCUGACUCCCUUCAUCAGCAAUGCCACAAGCGAGCAGCUGGAGCACUCCCAUCUGCGCUUCACAGUCUGGGCUAGAGAGCUCGUGCCCGUUACCACAGAGAUCAUGGCCGACCGGCCAGCACGUCAGACUAUGGCUGGCGGUGGCGACAUGGCGGAAGGAAUAGUACGGCGUGGUAGUCACUCUCCACUGGUGUCCUCUCCUGUGCUAAGCAGAGCUCCAAAAGGGUCUGUGAUAAAGAUGGUUCAGAGCCGCAUGCGCCGCACCACCUUGGCACCGAAGCCUAAGUGCUGGGUGCGGCAGGUCGGCGAGGUGAUAGUGCCACUCAGCGAGUUCUCGCCGCUGUCUACGUCACACACUCGCACCGACCAGCUAGCCGCACCGCUGACCGAGGAGGAACUGCGAAGAUUGUAUGAGCGUCACCACUCCGUCACAUCCGUGUACAACCCGCAUCUGUGCAUGCCGGGAUGCAUAACCAUCAGCUUGACUUACUGGCAAUGGCCAGAGCACAGCCUGUCGGUGUGCAUCACCGACACGGUGACUCUUCCACGCUUCAUGGAUGCCGCUAUGAACAAGCCCAGAGACACAGCGCUGAAGAUCUACCUGAAUAUCAAUGGACAGCGAUAUCGCGAGUGUAGCAGCAUCAUCGCACAUCACAGCCACACUCCUAACUACGCACUACGGGAGGUGCUAAGCUUGUCUAACGUCAGUUUGGAUCGCGACACUGUGGAGCUGGUGAUAGCCGUCAAGCUCUGCCGCUCCGGCAGGAGACUGCGCAAGGCACGCUCCCGGACGUUUGCCGUGCGUUCGCUGCGGCUCGGGUCGGUCGCCUCGAGCGAGUCCUGCCGUCAACACUGGACCAGGGUAUUGUCACAGCCAGCCCAGGUCAUCACUAGCCGGCAUUCACUGGAGAUGGACACUGAGAGACUGAGUAAAGCGGCAAUGCUUUAGCCACAUUGCUACAGACAUUGCUACAGUCAUUGCUACAGUCAUGUACUGAUACAGUGUGAAAAUGCUACAAAUACCGGGAGAGAAACGUUCAUAGCUCAACUUUACUUCUACAUGCAUGCGAGGAGUCUAGGUGUAGAUAUCACUGUAUGCAUAAGUAUACUGUGAAACGAAAUUCUCUUCCUUACUCUCUUUCCACAUAUUAUUCUCUCUCUCUCUCUCUCUCUCUCUCUCUCUUUCUGUCUCUGUCUCUCUCUUUUUCUCGUUCCCUCUCGCUCUCUUUCUCUCUCUCUCUUUCUCUCUCUCUUUCUCGUUCCCUCUCGCUCUCUUUCUCUCUCUCUCUCUCUCUCUCUCUCUCUCUCUCUCUCUCUCUCUCUCUCCGCUUUACGGUUUGCAUGUCCCCACCCUUGCUAUGUAAUGGUCUCCCCUGUUGAGCGCUCUUCAUCCUCCUCUUCUUCCUUUCAGGCCUCCAAUACCCAUCCUUGGUUGCACGCAUUGAUUAGUAUGGCUGCCUGCGGACCACAUCCCAGCUUACAUGUACCAAAUUAUUGCAAUCACAA
Messenger RNA from Sycon ciliatum, 2951 nucleotides. RefSeq lists its product as uncharacterized. Bases 364 to 2394 code for a protein of 676 amino acids. The transcript is spliced from 7 exons. The record is from RefSeq and is a predicted model, not a curated record. Lineage: Eukaryota; Metazoa; Porifera; Calcarea; Leucosolenida; Sycettidae.